AUGUCGAAUUUCUCAGACCAGCUCGAUGAAAUCAAAUACCUCAUUUCUUCAGCUUCGGGAACCAAAGCAAACAAGUCAUUCGCUUACUCUACCCUCUUACACCUACAGCAACAGUCAUCUGACAGCCAUGCUUCAAUUCAAACACUCGCGCGAACCUCUCAGAGUCUAAUCCAUCCAAUCAUUGCCGAUAUUCAAGACGAUGACGAAGAAAUUGUGACUCAGGCAUUGAAAUGUUUGGGCUUUAUGAUAUAUCAUCCAUCCAUUGUUGCCGAAAUUGCAGUGGAUGAUGUCAAAUUGGUUUUAGAGUCAUUGGCAAAACUCAUCACAACCACGAAAAUGAAGGCGGUUUGCAAUUUAGGAGUAUGGUGCAUAUCUGUCCAACAGUUAGCUACACCACUUUUAGCCGCCCAUUUCCAUUCUCUUUUGCUUGCAGUAGUUCAUGCAAUUGACAAUCCCAUUGGUUCUUUGUCGACGACUUUUGAGGCUAUGCAGGCUGUUGUGAAGCUAGCAUCUUUGCUAAGUGAGAGUAUGAGAGAAUUGUCGCAUAUAUGGGCUCCUCCAAUAUAUAGAAGACUUCUUAGUUUAGAUAAGAGGGAGAGGGAUAUGUCGGAAAGGUGUCUGUUGAAGAUGAAGUCUACAAUAUUACCUCCUCCACUAAAUCUUUCCAAGGCACUUUUGAAAGAUUUGAAGCCAAAAUUGCUUACUGGGAUGCACAACAUGCUGAACAAUGGCAUGAAGGUUCAUACUAUUCAAGCCUGGGGAUGGUUUAUCCGUUUACUGGGACCUCAUGCCUUGAAGAACAGGCAGUUAAUUAAUGAAAUGCUGAAAAUUCCUCAGCAUACAUUUUCAGAUCAUGACUCACAAGUUCAAAUUGCUUCGCAGGUUGCCUGGGAAGGUCUUAUUGAUGCUCUUGUUCACCCUCCAAUGGUAUUACCCUGUGAAACAAAUGAUGUAAAAGUGGACAAUGGUGUGCAACAAAUAGGAACAUACAAAGGAAACUGUGGUGAAAUCCAAAAAAAUGGAUCCUUAAAAAGCAUAAAGCUCAUUAUGACACCACUAAUAGGCAUCAUGUCGACUAAUUGUGAUGUAUCUGUUCAAUUGGCUUGCUUGAACACAUGGUGUUAUUUAUUACAUAAACUUGAUACCUCUGUCAAUGAUUCUUCAAUGAUCAGACUGGUUGUACAGCCUAUCUUUGAAGCAGUUUUUCAAAUGGAUCCUGAUGGCAAGAAGAUCUGGACAAGGAAUCUGUGUGUAGAUUUGCUUGAUGAUUUUAUAUUGGCGAAAUGUAAAGAUAUAGAUUAUGACUCGCUUAACCAGGUAAGCCAUCAGUUAUCAGCCAAAAGCUAUGCGAAUGCUCCCCUUAUAUCUGGCAAUUGCUCGUGGAAGCAGUAUCCCAUCAAAUGGUUGCCAUGGGAUCUGAGUCUGUUGGACUUUCAUUUAAAGGUGAUCUAUGUUCUUAUCUGUCAAAUGCCAGGGGAAACUGUCUCCCAUGAUAAAAGAAUUCCAGCUGCUGAUGCUUCCUUAAAGUUAUUUAGGUCUGUGUUGAAAGGAAUUCAAUUGGAGUUCAAAAGGUCGUCUAUUAGUUAUAAUGAUAUUAUGUUGUGUUUGAAUGCAAUAUUGAAGUUCAUAAAAAAUGUAUGUGAAGAAGUAAGUUCGAAUAGUAGUGACAGAAGUGACUUGCAUCACAUAUGCCUUCAGUUGGUGGAGGCUGUAGGUGAGGAGAUAGAACCUACUAUAGUGGGAUCCCCUCUUUACAAGGUGCCAUUAGACAUCAAGCAUAUUGAAUACCUGCAAGUGGUUGCUGACAUUGGAUUUGCAAAAUUGGACGUAAGCUCUGUUGCCUAUAUGGACAUGGUUUCACCAAUGGUUUAUUUAAGUGUACUUUACUUCUGUGUGGUGGUUCAGUCAACUUUGCGUGUACUCAAAACAGACUUCAUUCUGCAUAGAAUGCAGAAAUAUUUUAAAUUUAUGCUAUCAUCAUUUGAUCCCCUGGAAAGUCUAGUUGUCACUAGUGGAUUAUUGUACAAGCACAGUGGGCCUAGCUGCUUAAGUAUGUGGAUAGCAAUAGCAGAAGGUCUGAAGUUCUACAUUAAUGAUGUGAAGGGUUUUUCAUUAUUGAAAAUGGACUCUGACAGCAAAUGUUGUUUUGCCAUGUUGUAUCUCUUGUCCUACCCGCUAGUUGUAUGCUCCUGCACCCAGAAAGACUUUAAGUCAGCAAACAUUAGAAGCUCCCUGGAAGAAUCUCCUGCUUCAUUGCAGAUACAGGUUGAGCUUGAACGAGUUAUCACAUUGUGGACCUCACUCUAUGGUUCUAUGUGUACCUCGUUGCCUGGGUGUUUCACUAUUGGAAGUUUCUUUGAGGAUCUGUUUUCAAUAUUGGAUACGUGCCUUGACAAGUAUACUAGCAUGCUUGUGUGUGGCGAUGAGCUUGAGUUAAAAUGCAAGGGUCUGGAUCUCCAUCUCAUUGCCUUAUAUGGUUAUGUGUUGAUAUGUAUUUUGGAAAAUUUCCGUUCUUCAGAAAUAAGUUCAGAUGGAAAUGAUAAGCAUGGCUCUAACUACAAGGUCUCCAGUGCCAUCACAUGCUGCCUGAAAGUGACCAUUAGAUAUAUGGAGUUGUUGCAGACAAAGAUAGGAACAGACUCACCAAUUGGUCUUAGGGUGGCCUCGAGGGUAUAUUCUACAUUGGCCUACUUCAUCAGUUCCCUUCACUUGAAAGAGGAUAUCCUUUCCUUCUUUGAGUUGAUAUCCAGCCCACUGCUUCAGUGGCUGGUACUCAUGGAAAUGCAGGAUGAGAGCACCAGUGAUCAAUUUCAACUCCUAUGGGCAGAAACACUUGGUUGUUUACGGAGGAGUCAGCCUCCAAUAAUCUUUGAUUCUGCAUUUCUCAUACUCCAAGCACCCAUCCUUGAAAAAACUCUUGAUCACCCAAAUCUGUCCAUUUCAGAGCAGACCAUCACUUUUUGGAAUUCCACAUAUGGUGAACAAACCAAGUUGGAUUACCCUAAGACCUUACUUAAUGUACUAGACAAGCUCUGGAGAAAUGGCAGAAUAAACCUCCACAAGAGAAGCCUACCACUUCAAAGAUGUCAAUCUAGACCGCAAGUCGCAGCUGUUCUGCCAAGAUACAGGGUGAAUGCAACCCAUAACAGAGUCUCAAAAAGAGUAGAACUUGUAGAGGAUACCAUAGGUGGUGGUGAGCACAAGGAAAUGCCUCAUCCAAGUUUGAAGAGGAGAAGGCUGGAACUAACCGAGCAUCAGAAGGAAGUAAGACGAGCACAGCAAGGAAGGGAACGGGACUGUGGUGGUCAUGGCCCGGGUGUCCAGACUUUCACAAGUGUUGAUUUUUCGCAAGGAAAUAACAAUGAGGAUUCACAAGAGAACCAAGAUAUCCGGAAUGCAGAGUGCAUCUUGGAGCUCUUGAGAAAUGGAUAG
Molecule: messenger RNA, 3432 nt
Organism: Prunus armeniaca (apricot)
Lineage: Eukaryota; Viridiplantae; Streptophyta; Magnoliopsida; Rosales; Rosaceae
Source: the annotation of a GenBank genome assembly